ACCAUCCAACAUUCACACAUAACCAUAAUGGUUGACAAUAUGUCGUACGAUGAUCCUAUCAAACGUGAACAACAACCUGAAAUUACAAGAACAAGAAGGGUUGAGCCACCAGCUAAUUAUACAUUCCAAAUUAAUUCAUACUCAACACUUUCAGAAAUAGGGAUGAAGAAAUGUGAAUCUGGAAACUUUGCAGUUGAUGGCUACAACUGGAAAUUGAUUUUGUAUCCAAAUGGAGACGACGAAGUUGAAGAUCAUAUCUCUCUCUACUUGGCUAUAAUUUCUAAGGAUAAUCUUCCUCUUGGCUGGGAAGUGAAGGUUAUUUUCAGGUUCUUUGUAUACGAUCGAAUCAAAGACAACUAUCUAACCGUCCAAGAUGGGAAAAUGAGGAAGUAUUCUAAAAUGAAAAGUGAACAUGGGUUCACCAAAUUUCUUGCUCAUAAUGCUUUCAAUCAAGCCUCCAAUGGCUUCCUUGUGGAUAAUGGCUGCACAUUUGGAGUUGAAGUUUCUGUACUUAAAGCCUCAAACAAAGGAGAAAGUUUAACCAUUUUUAAAGAGCCUCAACUUGGAUCCUUUUUUUGGUCCAUUUCUUCAUUUUCAAACAAAACUAAUGAAUUCUAUCUCUCCGAACCCUUCACCGUCAAAGGAAGAAAAUGGCGAUUGAUGAUAUACCCGAACGGUCUUUCGUCGGGAAAGACGUCACAUAUCUCUCUUUACUUGAAGUUGGACAGCUCGGAAACCGUUCCGACCGGGAAGAAAAUCUAUGCCAAAUUCUUUCUAAGUGUUUAUAACUUUGGAGCUAAAAAAUAUGUGGAUCAAUCAAAUGAGUAUUGGUUUGAUAACACAGCCUAUGGUCAUGGCUUUCAUGAGUUCUUGUCUCGAAACGACCUUCAACCUCAUCAUUUGCAAAAUGAUGUUUUCUAUCUCAAAGCUAGAAUUGUUGCUAUGUCGGUUGUCGAAGAUUUUUAGGUCGAAAUGACAUCAACAACCCGUGUCGAGAUGUUGUAUUAACAUAUGAUAAUGUAUAUAUAGUACAUAACGUGAUACAUGUGCUCGUGUUUAAGAGUUGGCCAAUGAUGAACUUUCGACCAAAACAAAUAUUUAUCUUGAAAAAGUAUGUAGAUCUCGUUAA
This is a messenger RNA of Cucurbita pepo subsp. pepo (vegetable marrow), 1129 nucleotides long. RefSeq lists its product as uncharacterized. Lineage: Eukaryota; Viridiplantae; Streptophyta; Magnoliopsida; Cucurbitales; Cucurbitaceae. Gene Ontology annotation, molecular function: protein binding. The record is from RefSeq and is a predicted model, not a curated record.